UACAUUUCUCCAUAAAGCCUCAUUUUCACCUUACGAAUCGCUGAACUUCCAUUUCUCUUCUCCCUUUCUUACCCUUCCUCCACAAAAAAAACCCUCUCUGUUUCUCAUUUCUCGUCCGUGAAAAUGCGUGAAAUUCUUCACAUUCAAGGUGGCCAAUGCGGUAACCAAAUCGGAUCUAAGUUCUGGGAAGUUGUGUGCGCGGAGCAUGGGAUUGAUUCCACCGGAAGGUACCAGGGAGACACAGAUCUACAACUUGAGAGGGUGAAUGUGUAUUACAAUGAAGCUAGUGGUGGGCGGUUUGUUCCUAGGGCUGUGCUUAUGGAUCUGGAACCAGGGACCAUGGACAGCAUUAGAUCUGGGACUUAUGGCCAGAUCUUUCGCCCUGAUAACUUUGUUUUUGGUCAAUCUGGUGCUGGGAACAACUGGGCUAAGGGUCAUUACACCGAGGGUGCUGAGCUGAUUGAUUCUGUUCUCGAUGUUGUGCGUAAAGAAGCUGAAAACUGUGACUGCCUACAAGGGUUUCAGGUGUGCCAUUCUCUGGGAGGAGGGACUGGAUCCGGAAUGGGAACCCUUUUGAUUUCAAAGAUAAGAGAGGAAUACCCAGACCGAAUGAUGCUCACUUUCUCUGUUUUCCCAUCUCCAAAGGUUUCAGACACUGUUGUUGAGCCUUACAAUGCCACACUCUCUGUUCAUCAGCUUGUGGAGAAUGCAGAUGAGUGCAUGGUUCUUGACAACGAGGCAUUGUAUGACAUUUGUUUCCGUACCCUCAAGCUGACAACUCCUAGCUUUGGUGACCUGAAUCACCUAAUAUCUGCAACCAUGUCCGGAGUAACUUGCUGCCUCAGAUUUCCUGGCCAGCUUAACUCUGAUCUUAGAAAGCUCGCUGUAAACCUCAUUCCUUUUCCCCGUCUUCACUUUUUCAUGGUUGGGUUUGCUCCACUUACCUCACGAGGUUCCCAACAAUACCGGGCUUUGACUGUUCCUGAGUUAACUCAGCAAAUGUGGGAUGCAAAGAACAUGAUGUGUGCUGCUGAUCCCCGACAUGGCCGUUAUUUGACAGCAUCAGCUAUGUUCCGUGGAAAGAUGAGCACCAAGGAAGUUGAUGAACAGAUGCUUAAUGUGCAGAACAAAAACUCUUCAUACUUCAUUGAGUGGAUCCCCAACAAUGUUAAGUCAACAGUCUGUGAUAUUCCACCAACUGGUCUAAAGAUGGCAUCAACUUUCAUUGGAAACUCAACCUCAAUUCAAGAAAUGUUCCGUCGUGUUAGUGAACAAUUCACGGCCAUGUUUAGGAGGAAGGCUUUCUUGCACUGGUACACCGGGGAAGGAAUGGAUGAGAUGGAGUUCACUGAGGCAGAGAGCAACAUGAAUGAUUUGGUCUCUGAAUACCAGCAGUAUCAAGAUGCAGUGGCAGAUGAGGAUGAGUAUGAGGAAGAGGAGGAUGAUCCUGCAUAUCAGGACUGAUGUGAUCAUGUUGUGUAAUUUCACUUAAAUUGAUGUUUGUAUUAGUAGUUUCUUUCCAGUUGUGGUUGUAACCUCAACUACCAUCCAAACCCAUCCAAGAACACGAACAUUUAUUUGUAGUUGUCUUUAACUGCAAAAACAGUUCCUUUUGAAGUAUUAGUACUUGUUUUUGAUUC
Solanum dulcamara is the source of this 1640-nucleotide messenger RNA. Its product is annotated as tubulin beta chain-like. Bases 124 to 1464 code for a protein of 446 amino acids. The record is from RefSeq and is a predicted model, not a curated record. Gene Ontology annotation, molecular function: structural constituent of cytoskeleton; GTPase activity; GTP binding. The transcript has 3 exons. NCBI's taxonomy places the organism in Eukaryota, Viridiplantae, Streptophyta, Magnoliopsida, Solanales, Solanaceae. Gene Ontology annotation, cellular component: microtubule; cytoplasm. Gene Ontology annotation, biological process: microtubule cytoskeleton organization; mitotic cell cycle.